Corticium candelabrum is the source of this 2107-nucleotide messenger RNA. Its product is annotated as HEAT repeat-containing protein 3-like. Bases 115 to 2025 code for a protein of 636 amino acids. The record is from RefSeq and is a predicted model, not a curated record. The transcript is spliced from 17 exons. Gene Ontology annotation, biological process: ribosomal large subunit biogenesis; protein import into nucleus. Lineage: Eukaryota; Metazoa; Porifera; Homoscleromorpha; Homosclerophorida; Plakinidae.
GCCACGUGGGUUUAGGAAUUACUAAAGUCGUUUCUUUUACUGAUUUUAGAUUCUUGCAUUAUUUUUUACGCAAAUGUGAUAAACAUCAGCUGAACACAUUCUUGAAACUACAAAAUGGGAAAACUGAAGACAAAGAAGCGAGGCAAGCAUCGAGUAAAGCCAACAGGAUUGCAGAGUACUUCUGAAGCGUUGAAAGAGCAGUUGGAUAUAGAAGUUACUGAUCACAUGUUGCCUCACCUGGAAGAACUGUCUAGUCCAUCAGCUGACACCAGAGAAUGUGCUUGUGCCUGUUUGGCGAACUUGGUAUCAGACUCUCGAGCGAUUCCUCAAAUGUUAAAGCUUGGUGUUGUAAAACGACUUGGAUCAUUGCUAGUUGAUGAGAGUGAAAGGGUACGAUUGGGAGCAGCUGGAUGCCUCAGAAAUUUGACAUUGGAAGGUCAUGAAACUUGUGCUAGCAUUAUUGAAGAUGAUGUUAUGUCUUCAUUAGUGGUUUUUUUUCGACAGUCGAUUGGUCAGAUGCAGAAUUUAUCUCCCAGUGCAAGGCAAUCUGUGAAGUGUCAAACAUAUGGCAUGGUUGAGCAGGCUCUUCAUUUGCUAUGGAAUUUGACGGAAGGUAGUCCAGUGGCAGUAUCUAUCUUUAAUCAGCAAAAUUUGAUGUCUUUGGUUCUUCAUUGUUUGCAGCCAUCAGGUUAUCCUCUGUCUCUUGUAGUGCCGGCAGCUCAGUGUUUAUACUCAGUCAGUGAGGAUAACACUCAUGUUUCUGGACAGCUUGCUGAGUCUGCUGAAGCAUUGUGUGUUUUAAAGGAAUCUCUUCAGUGUUCUGGUAGUACAGCAAAUCAUUUAUUGCUACGUGUUAUAACAGCAGGUGUUCUUUUCAAUAUCAGUCGUCAUCUUCCUAUUGCCACUAAGGUCGACAGCAUGCAUGCGAUAACUCAAGUGCUGUCAAUAGCAUUGGAUGUGGAUAUACAAGCAGAGAUGAAAGCAGUUGUUCCAGCUUUGACAGAGUGCAAACCGGAAAUUCAAGAUGAUAAAGAACCAGAGCAGGUAAUGGAGGUAAAGACUAUGUUGACAACCCAACAGUUGGCAUUGGAGGUUCUUGCCAACUUUUGCUGCGCAGAUGGAGACAGCAGUGAUGAUGGAGAGUGGGAAGACACGGAUGAUGAAGCAAACAAUGAUGAUGAGCUAGUCACUGAGUCUAAUGGAGUUAUCCAUGAGAUCCCUCCUCUUGUCUCAGCCGAUAAAGCUGCUGCUGUUGUAACACAAUGUUUGCCUGAGAAGGCACUGAGUAAGUGCAAGUUUGCUGACCCUGCUGUGUACCAAGUUUUGGGUGGGCAUAGUGCUGGUCAACAUCUGAUAGCCAAGUUGAAUACAGUCCAGUCUCGGGCCUUGGUGGCUCUACACAAUUUGUUGUCAUCUUUAUGUACAGAAGCACUGUACAGUGGAGAAGCAUUAUGUAAUUUGUGGAAUCUCUUGUUUCAUCUUGCAUCAGGAGAUACUUCUGAAGGUGCAACUUUGAGAGAUGAUGAAGAAUUUCUUGAAGCCGUUACCGGAGCCUUGAGGUCUGUUCUUCAAAGGCUUAAAGAUACUAAAGUCCAGUGUGUCAGUUCCCAACAGAUUGCAUUGCUGUGUUCUGUCUGCCAUUCAUCAAAAUUUUCGUCUGUUCGAGCGAAUAUUGUAGGGAUGCUUGGCAUUAUUGGAACAAUGAUAGCACAAUGUCAUUCAAGAAUGGAAAGACUAGUGGCGAUUGGCACAGCGCUUGUGUCAGCAGCCAGUUGUGAUCAUGACUUGUGGGUAGUAGCUGAGGCUCUUGAUGCCAUCUUUGACGUGUUUGGAGACGGAGAUGAAGCUAUGAUUGCAGCAGAAAAAAUCAACUUACUGAAGAUACUGCAACAAAUAGCAUCUACAUUGAAGAAGAGGAUGCGUGCUGAGAAGAAGCAUCUUGGUAGUAGAGUUGCAGUAGUAGAUAUAGCUCGAAAUAAUCUGCAAAGGUUUAUUAGAUACUUGAAAACAGAAGGACACACUUGACGUGAUUAAAUGUUUAUGAUCUGGUUUGUGUACAAAAAUGGGAUUUGUUCAUCAUAGAACUAACAAGUUUCUUAGCAACUCA